Molecule: messenger RNA, 4515 nt
Organism: Esox lucius (northern pike)
Lineage: Eukaryota; Metazoa; Chordata; Actinopteri; Esociformes; Esocidae
Gene: ppp6r2a
Product: protein phosphatase 6, regulatory subunit 2a
Exons: 23
Coding region: 575-3271 (898 amino acids)
Cellular component (GO): nucleus; cytosol
Molecular function (GO): protein phosphatase binding; protein phosphatase regulator activity
Source: RefSeq, a predicted model, not a curated record
GCGCGAGAAUGUUCGCCAUUUUGAUUCGAAAAUAUGGCUUAGUUUUGAAGAUGAGAAGGGGCUAACUUUUGUAUUGAUUUACUGCCGGUGAUAUAAAAGACAGUACUCUUAGUAACAUUCAAUAUACAAGGUACAAAUGUAAGGUAACUACCUGUACCUCAGCAAGUUGCAAGAGGCUAAUAUCCGUGCCACCAGGUUGACAGACUGCUUGUCAGACCGCGUCAGCCUGACCGAUCAAAACAAAUCACGUUUGGCUAGCUAACCAAGCUAACUAACGUCAGCCACUGCUUAUAGCUGACGACGGUAGCUAGCUUAAGUUGUCUAACUUCUACACUGUAGCCAUUACAGACGAGUGGGUUGUAGUUUGAAGAACACGGUUAUGAUGAGUCCUUCAGUGAGUCAUGUACUUAUAAAGCCUGUGUUCUGAGAGGAGACCCAUGCUGAUAAAUGCCAGGCCUCGCCACACUCUCUGCCAUCUGCACACUCACAAAUGCCUGCCUGUCUGUGGGGAAGAUCUGAUUAAAGAGACCCACAUUUUAUCUACUGGGCUGUGCCCCCUGUCCAAGCAGCUAACAUGUUCUGGAAGUUUGAUCUGCACACCACGUCCCACAUCGACCAGCUGCUGGACCGGGAGGACGUGACUCUGCGGGAGCUGAUGGAGGAGGAUGAUGUCCUGCAGGAGUGCAAGGCCCAGAACCGCCGGCUGCUGCUCUUCCUCUCCCAGGACCACUGCAUGACAGAGCUGGUCAACCUGAUCACCACAGAGCCCCCUGCUGACCUGGAGGAGAAGAGCCGCUUCAAGUUCCCUAACAUCGCCUGUGAGCUACUGACAUCAGAUGUGUCCCUUAUCAAUGACAAGUUGGGCGGGGACGAGUCUCUCCUUGAGACGCUCUAUCAUUUCCUUGAACAGAAGCCGCCCCUUAACCCUCUACUAGCCAGCUUCUUCAGCAAGACCAUUGGCAACCUCAUUGCUAGGAAAACAGAACAGGUCAUAUCCUUUCUGAGGAAGAAGGACGGCUUCAUAGGCCUGGUGCUAAAACACAUAGACGCCUCCGCAAUGAUGGACCUUCUGCUUCGCCUCAUCAGCUGUGUGGAGCCAGCCCCACUGAGGCAGGAGGUUCUCAAUUGGCUGAAUGAAGAAAAGCUGAUUCAAAGACUCACAGAGCUCAUCCAUGCAGGCAAAGACGAGGAGAGACAAUCAAAUGCAUCCCAGACGCUUUGUGACAUUAUUCGCCUUAGUCGAGACCAGGCCAAUCAGAUGCAGGAAAACGUUGAAGCAGACCCCUUAUUGGCUGUCCUAGAGUCACAGGAGAGCGUAGCAGGCCUCCUGAAGACAAUGUUUGAGGGGGAGAGAAGUGAGGCCUCCAUUGUUAACGGAACUCAAGUGCUACUUACCUUACUAGAGACCAGGAGGUCUGGGUUGGAGGGGCUGAUGGAUCUGUAUUCUCAGGGUUAUGAAAGGUCUUACACUGUAAACAGCAGUAUUCUACAUGCCAUUGAGCCCCAUCUAAAGGACUUCCAGCAGCUUCUUCUGGAUCCCCCUAAGAAAAGUGCAAUACUGACAACUGUUGGCCUUCUGGAGGAACCGCUGGGGAACGGCCCGCCUUCAUGUGGCCCGGCUGGUGGCCGCCCUGCUGCAGACCAGCGCCCCCAGUGUCUGUCAGAGAGCUCUGCAAGCUCACCACUAUGGACCAAGCUAUUGGACCUGUUCUUUAAGUACUCCUGGAAUAACUUCUUGCACUUCCAAGUGGAGCUUUGUGUGGCGUCCAUCCUGAACCACUCUGUUCCAGAGGAGAGACCCGCCCCGAGUCUCCAGAACCACAAGGAGGAGAAACCCCCAGACAACCAGGGGGAGGUAGAUGGGGAGGCUGUGGAGCAAGCCAAGGCCAGCAACACGGAGGAGACCUCGCUACACAACACAUUGGUGGCACAUCUCUUCCAGAAGUGUCGGUUGGUACAGAGGAUCCUGGAUGCCUGGGAGGAGAACGAUAAAAUACAGACUGAGGGAGGUGCUCGGAGAGGUAAUAUGGGUCACCUGACCCGAAUCGCAAACAUGGUGGUACAGAACCUAGAGAAAGGACCCAUCCAGUCUCAGAUCAGUGACCUCAUCAAAGAGUUGUCAGAGGACUGCAGAGGACGCUGGGAGAGCUUUGUGGAUGAAACCCUGAGAGAGACCAAUAGGAGAAACACAGUGGAACUGGUGAGCACCCAUAACCUGCACUCCUCCAGUGAGGACGAUGACAUGGAGAGCCCCUUCCCCAAUGAUCUGUCACUCCAACAGGCGUUCUCAGACUAUCAGAUUCAGCAGAUGACCGCCAACUUUGUGGAUCAGUUCGGGUUCAAUGAUGAGGAGUUCAGUGAGCAUGAUGAAAACAUCAAUGCCACGUUUGACCGGAUCGCAGAAAUCAACUUCAAUCUAGAUGCCGAUGAUAAUACUGCCAACGCGGCUGCCUUCGAAGCCUGCUGUAAGGAGAGGAUACGUCAGUUCGAUGACGCUGAAGAGGAUGACGACAUUUGGGAAGAGAAGGAGAUUAACUAUGCAACACAAGUGAAAUCCAGAACACGGUUUGGGGUUUCCCACACCUCAGAUGGCAGCACCGAGAACAGUCUGGAGAACGGGGGUCGGGAACGGGACCAUGGGUCGGGCUCAGACGACGACGACUCUAGACAAAGCGUCUCAAACACGGGCAGCCUGGAGGAGAGCAAGGACAUCACACCCAGUCCAGGCUGGACGGCCAGUUUUGGUGAGGCGGGGGGUAGCUCGUCCUCCCCGAGCCCUGCAGGGUGGGACUCCCCGGGGGAGAGCAGAGGAGACGCGCAGGAGGCAGACUGGGCUAACUUCACGGAGUUUCAGCCUUUCAGCAGCCCGGAGGCCGGUCCCAGGUGUAGCUCCCCCGUACGCAGCAGAGACAGACACGCCAAACAGGGUCAGGAGAACAGGGGUGCGUGCCCCUCUCCCAAAGGUGCGGGGCCCGUGGGUGAGGGGAGGAAGGCGCCCCUUGUAGCCUCGGAUAGCAGCUCCUCUGGGGGCUCGGACAGUGAGGAGGAAGACCGGUCUGCCACCGCCGCCUCCUCAGCCAUGAAAACUGCCGACGCCAACCAGAAAGCCCAAGUCAAAAGUGAGAACGCCUCCAUUCCCCUGGAGAAACUUUCACUCGCUGAUGCCCCAACGGCAGCGCCUGCAGCAGACACACCCUCUCACACAGACAACGUAGAGGACCCAACACAGGUCCAGUCCACAGAGGUGUCAGCAGUGAAUGGGCCUGUCUGAGGGGCAACAGACAGAGCCCUAACCACAGGCUUGUGUGACAGACUCUGCCAUUGCCAGAGACCUCCCCAUCCCCCAGAAAACCUCACUGCAACCUACAGUGUUUUAAUGACUCACGCUGCCAUGUUAUUGGACCCAGACUCUGCCAAUCAGCACCAAUAAUGAGGCAGAACAUGUGAAAAGCAAUUCAUCAUCCCAAACAACAAGCAGAACAGAGUGUAAAGGAAAUCCUCAGCCUUUUCUGGUGUUGCACAAAACUGUGCAGUUUUAAUGUAGCAGUCAUCUCUUAAAACGAAAAAUCCCAGGAGUCAACUUUUUUUUUUCCUUGAAGUGUUUGUUCUCAUACUCUAUAGAAAUGGUUGGACCAGAGUGGUAGGGAUACCAAUCAACGGAUAGCACAGGUUAACUUUUGAUGAAAUGAUGCCUCAAACAAUAAAUACAUUUCUGAAAUAUUCUUUCUUUGAGUUAAAAAAAAGCACUUACGUCGCCAUUUUACUGUACAUUAGCACAACGUUGAGUGUUCAACCUGCAGCUCUGCUGGCCAUCCUGUCUGUUUUUCACUCAGAUCAAGGAUUUUACCAAACCUAUUUCUUUUUUUUGUCAUGGAAAAAUCUUUAUUCUUGUACGUCACUAGUUCUCUGAAUGUGUGCUACAGGAGAGUCCAUUAAGGAGGAAGAGAGUUCUAUAGUAUUACUGUCUUCUGCUCAUGUGCAAUAAUAACAAUUAGACAUUUUAAUUUAAAAACUAAAUUGUUUUCUAUCAACUAAGUGUUGUGGACAGGACAAGACUCAUUCGGUUUAGUUAGGGGCACACAUUUUGGAUUUAAUCUCAACUAUUUCUUUUUGUUAUUGCAUUUUACUGGUUCUCCGUUGACCUAGCUAGUGAACUGAGACCUUCUGAUUGUAUUUGACUUUAAUUUCUUAUUGCUAUUCCCUUAAAUCAACCAAACAUUAUUCUACAUAUAUUCAAAUAUCUUCAUAUAAAGUAAUUUUACAAGCAAUGUUAAAAGUUUAGCCUGUCAGUGUUCAGACUUUCCUCUCAACACUUACAAAGCAAGAGUUACCUUUGCACCAGAAAUGGGGGAAGCUGUCUUGUGGCGAAUCAGGAUGAGAGGGUCACUCUUGGGUUCUGCAAAAUACUUGAUCUCUAGUGUACUUAAUCAUUUGACAGCUAGCAAGUUGUAUGAUUGUUGUUUUUAAGUUUUAAAUUUCACAAUUAAAAUGUCUUGGUUGACCACAUGAAUAGCA